Eleginops maclovinus (Patagonian blennie) is the source of this 2494-nucleotide messenger RNA. It is a transcript of the gene med1l, whose product is annotated as mediator of RNA polymerase II transcription subunit 1-like. NCBI's taxonomy places the organism in Eukaryota, Metazoa, Chordata, Actinopteri, Perciformes, Eleginopidae. The coding region runs from base 394 to 2091 and encodes 565 amino acids. Gene Ontology annotation, cellular component: mediator complex. The record is from RefSeq and is a predicted model, not a curated record. Gene Ontology annotation, biological process: cellular response to thyroid hormone stimulus; regulation of transcription by RNA polymerase II. The transcript is spliced from 17 exons. Gene Ontology annotation, molecular function: nuclear retinoic acid receptor binding; nuclear vitamin D receptor binding; nuclear thyroid hormone receptor binding.
AAUUAUGGUGGCAGAAUGAGAAGUCUCAGUUAGCUACUUGUUAGCUCAUGGCUAGCUCCCUAGCUACCUCCAGAGACUUCAGCAGCAGACUGAGUGCACAUCCUGUGGGGCUUGGCUCUGUCUGACAACGCCCGCCCGCAUGGGAGAACCAGACAACACCUCAGCUUCACUUUUUGUGCCAAUGUCACAUCAAUUUCGCACUAAUAUUAACAUUUCAUCAUUAUUAAUAGUAUUUCUGAGUGUUUUUAGUGAUUUGGUUGCGUGGUAUAACAUAAAAAAAUUACAUGCAGUGGAUAAAUGCAUGGUAAUUGAUUAAUUGAUAAUCAACAUAAAUGUUAGCACGUUUGUUCAGAGAAGUCAUGGAAAGAAACCUUUCAGCUUGUCCGAAGAUGCAUGGACAAACCCAAAGAUGCCUCCAAACCAUGUGUGCCGCUGCUUAGAUCCCUGGAAAGGCUCCAGGAAGUGGCUAAUGUGUCCUCUAUGAAUACCAUGAGGUCUCGUCUGGAAAUGAUUGCCAAACAACAAGGAAUGGGCUUUCACAUCACUGAGGCCACAUGCUACCUGACAGCUGAUUUGUUUUACCUGGAGGUGGUGUUGCUGCCGUGUGGCAGGGCGGAUGAGGUCAAAGUGGCCCCACAUGGAGGGUCCCCUGUUCCCAGUGAGUCCUUUUUGCAGCUGCUGAAGUUAAAGAAAUUCUCUGAGUUCGCCAUGAAGUUGGCAGACCUGUUCACCCAGUACAACAUCCCUGGAGACAGUGACCAGAAAUUAAAAUUGUUUGCAUCUUUGCAAUUCCUUGGAAAAGACUUGGAGCAAAUGUCACUUUUACCAUGUGUGCCUAUUGACACUGACCCCCAAGGUGACAUGAUUAACAAUGGCAGACUUGGGUGUCUAAUCGUUGGAAAAGCAGAUUGCCCUCUGUUUAUCCAGUUCUAUUCCCAUCCAACUGAUGGAAUGAAGACCUCUGAUUUACAAGAAGAAGAAGCAAAAAUGACUGAUGGAGAGACGGUGGUGCAGGCAGCACUGGUGACGGUUCAUGUCAGUGAUGUGCCUUGCAAGCUUCAGACAGCCUCUGUGAUCCCACAGCCUCCACAGCUGGAUCCCCGGGGUUAUCCUGUGUCCCUGCCGUUAGGUGAGAUGCCGUGUGAGGUGCUGCCUGCAUGCUUUCUCCUCAAACUGCAGCCGGCAAUACCAAUGAUGUUCCCUUUCGUAAACAAGCUCAAACAAAUAACAGAUGUGAUCAUACCAGAUGCUGACCUGCAGUGGGCAGCCUUACCCAAGCUUCUUAUGAGUAGUUCACCAAGUGCAAAAAUCCACAGGGAGACAUUAGAGGAGCAGGAUACUAUUUUUACGGCGCCUCUUCCUGGUAGUGUGAUGCACCGUUAUAUCCUCCCUGGAGCUGCAUGGGAGGUGCCCGCCCUAAGAGGGACCGUGGUGGACAGUAUUCCCUUCACCCACCCGGCCCAUGUACCAGCCCUACUGGAGCUGCUUCGACAUCAGUGUGCCAUCAACACCCUGCUGAGGAGCUGUAUGACCUCUCAGUGUACAGGAACAGACUGUGACCAGCACUUUGAAGUGCGUCCUGAGUCUGAGACCAGCUUUUCCGUGACCUUCCAGCGACCUCACUCUGACUCCCUCGUUGUUUUGCUGGUGAAUUUAUCCGAUGCUCAUCAGAUUACCUGCACUUUGUUUGGGGCAGGAAUAGGGGACCCCUCUUUGGAAGAAAACCUCUCCUCUAUUAUGAAGAAGUCCAUGUCCAUGCCUCAGGCCUUGAGGACAUUGUUCCUCAAGCUGGAGGAGAUCACCCCGGCCCCACUUUCCGCCAGCCCUGAGGCCCCAACAGAGGCUGAAAAUGACCACUCGGCUCCCACGAGUACCGCUGUGUCAGACACCAACGGUGCCUUGACCAUGUUCUCCCAGAAUGCAGCUGUGCCAGAAGACGACUUCAGCGCUUCUGAUUCGGCCUGCUAUGCCAAGUCUGAGCUCCUUCCUGAAAUAAACUCCAGUCCUGCUGUCAGCCCUUACCCUUUUGCUCCUGGGGGUGUGUUUUCACACUGGAUGACCAAUAAUGGCCACCUGUCAGAGCUGAGCUGAAACUAUGUUUACACGUGGUGAAAUUUCGUUUUUAAAAUGUCACACUUAAAUAAAUAUAUUGGUUAAGCACAUUUUCCUCAGUACUGUAUCACUACUUUAAAACAUAUUGUGUGUAACUUGCCAGCUAUAGAUGCUGACGUUUUUAAUCCAGUUAGUGUGAUCACAUCCAUCUCCUACAGAAAGCUGAAGUGUUUCUUACUUUGCAUUCCAGUGUGGCAGAAAUUGCUGCCUGUAAAGGUUUUGAGGUUUGGCAUUUGACCUCUCUCAGACAGCCAAGAGCCCAGUUGAUUGGUACCAUGUGAGCCAAUCAAACAUUGUAAAAGUGCAUUCUUGAAGGCUCAUUAGAGUAAAGAGAUCGACACCAUAAACAUUAAAGUCAGGAAUGGCUGUUCUGUAAGGAAAA